UCAAUCCACAUUCACGGCAUUCACAGUGCGGCCCCUACCGAUAGCAGGGACACGAAUCACGCGACACACACUCACACUCACACACGCAGACACGCACGCACGCUCACACACGCACACCCACGGACACACUGACAGGUGUGGUAACGGCGCAGCGUGGCUGAUUGACGGGCAGGAGUGAAAACCGCAGACACAGGUGACAAAAGGGAGAAGACGACAGGUACAAUCUCUCGCGCUGUUACAGUUCCACCUUGACAGUUCGCCCGUUUACAGGUAGACCGCCACACCACUCACCUGUGUGGGGAGGGGGUGGCUAGCUCACGUCAGCCAUUUGAAACCUUUUGCCGCGCAGGUGUGUGUAGACAGAAAGGUGUGCGGAAUCGUGUACUCCAGGUGAUGUGAUCGACAGCGGCGAGCGGACGUGGGGAGUGUAUUCACCGACGUGUCCUGAGGAUAAGCGUGCUUAUCCAGUCAGGCCUGAUGCCGCCAUGAAGCCUUACCCCGGGGGUAGGCGUGGAGGACUGCAUGUGUUACCGUUAGGAACCUUGUGUGUCGUCGCUGCCCUCGUGCCACUGGCGGUGGGCAGCGUGCAUCAGAUUCUGUGGGGACGAUGCUAUGCUCACUGUCUGGAGAACCACCUGGCCACCGAGUCUCCUGAGGACACAGACCAGUCCGGCACGGCUUUCAGAAGCGCCAUUCAGACUUGCCAGAGACACAAUGUGUGUAAAUGGUGUCUUUAUGUCUGUGAGCGACCGGAAGACCAGUACACAGAUUCUGAAAACUGUCUCCAUGAUUGCAGAAACACGCGGACGAACAGUCGGAGUGCCAGUCGACAGGCCUGUGUCCAUGCUUGCAGCUUUGUCAGCCUGACAGGAGCCUCCAAGACUGGCAACUGUCCGGCACCGGACACGCUGGUGGGGUUCGAAUCUGCCUGCGUGGAGAGUUGCCAUGGUGACGCAGACUGCCCCAACGCCCGGAAAUGUUGCCACAACGGCUGCGGCAAAGUCUGCACUGAGCCGCAUGACCCGGAAGCGCUGCCGGAAGUGCCCAGCAACAUCACCUUCCGCCUGCUGGGCAAUGGCGGCGUGCUGGUGCGCUGGGAGUUGAUGCCAACAGACGACCUCCGACCUCUGGGGCCUGUCGUCUACAUCCUGCGCUGGUGGUGCCCCUACAUCUCUGGCGUCGUCACCGAGCUCACCGAUCAGACAAAGAUGCGACUGAAGGGCUACCCGACCGGCAUCUACCCGGGGGCGAAAUGUCACUUUAUGGUUGCGUCAGUUAACACCCACGGGUCACGAGGCUUCUCGAAGGUCGCGCCAUAUAUCAAGAAGUUCAUGCCGCCGUCGCCCCCGGAGCACCUGGAGGAGGCCCGCAGCAUUGUUAAAGACGGGAAUGUGGAUGUGAAAAUACAGUGGCAACCUCCUCUGUACACAGAUGGGCUGCUGAUACACAAAUAUGAGGUAUCUUGGAGUGACAGUCUUCCUCCUGCAAGCCCCAACUACAUGCGUCUUCAUAUGAAUAAAAGAGACGUGCCACCGGAUCAGAUGAGCUUCACCUUACAUUCUUUGAGCCCUGGCACCAUUUACUUCGUGCAGGUGCGAGCGGUAGUUGAAUGGAAAGGUCGGAGAAAAAAAGGACGGCCUGCCUCAACUUACAUUGAAGUCUACUCACCCCCACAGCAAGCACCUAAUGGCGGUCAGGGAAGAUUUUCUGGAGACAGGGAAACUGAGAGCGACAUUGAAAGCUUGACAGUCAGUCAGGCCUUCUUCCAUGAUAACAUCCUCAAGGCAUCGUUGACCUGGAAGCUGAAGUCAGGCAAGAGGGCGAGGAAGUACCUGAUCUACUGGAAACCACAGACCUGUGCGACGCACGUGCAACACAGAAAGAGGCAGGACAGACCAGAGACCUCGGCCACGUCGCAUGACGAGCAGUUCAGUCUCUACAACCUGCAGCCGGAGUGCGAGUAUGCUGUGAGCGUGCAACCAGUGAGCCAUACGGGCCGCAAGGGCCCACCCGUGGUGACGAGUUUCCAGACCCUACCCUGCCGCCUGAUAGCCGCGCGGGAUGACCAGCAGCCGCGGUGUGAAGUGUUGGAACGCCCUGACAAAGUUAAGGGACUUCACACUGAGACAGUUGCUUGCAGGACAGUAGUCAGGUGGACACCCAUACUGGCCGGAAGUGAAGUGGUCAGCUACUUGGUCAGAUGGGGACAGAGUGAUGAAGCUUACUUCUCGUCCUCCACAGUCAUAUUCACCUCUGAUCCAGAGGAGCUGCAAAUCCCAGCUAAUGAAACUGCCGUUAAUCUGGGUUACCUGGAGCCAGGCCGUCACUACACAGUACAGGUAAUGGGUCAGUCAUCUGCCGGACCUGGCCAGCCCACAGUGCAACAUUUCACCGUCCCUCUGACCACAGCAGCCUGUUCACAAGAACAAUCCUCCACAGCUACAGCUCCUGUGAAGACUGUUACAAGUUCCGCUGAAACUGUGACUCCAACGGUCACAAACAGCACCAGUCCUGAAGGCUACCAUAAUACUCACCACAUGAACAUCACCCUUCGUAAUAGCAGCAUAAGCAGUGGACGAACGUUUGGUGGCUUUGACACUGGUGACAACCAUCGCCAGAAUGUAAGCUCAACAGACAACAGCAACGAUGGUGUCACGGACUUGGCAAAAGACAAGAACAGUUCAGAUGCCUUCAACACCACUCAUAGUUUUGGAGCAUCGUCAACACCUCUACCAAGGACAAACAUAACGCAGGGAGGUGCUGGUGGCCCUGCGAGCAGCAGCGGAGACCACUUACAUACUUCCCUCCUGUGCCUGGUGUCACAUCUUGUCAUCGCCAUGACAUUUGCAGCCAAAGCUUUAUGUACAUAACACAUACCACACAGUAUCACAUGUAUUUUGCUGAGUCACUGGAAGAUUUGUUAAUGAAAACAAAUGAGUGGAUGAAAAUGAGCAAAAGCAUCUAGGAAGAAGCAAAGAGUGAAUGAACAGAAGAGAGGAAGGACACAGGAGAAUCCAAAGAAAAGGGUGGGGAAGGGAUGAGGAGGAAGAGAGAAAAUGAAGAUGAGAAUGAGAUGAAUGAUGAUGUGGAAGGAGAGAAAGAAUAAUGUGGAAGUAUACAAAGAAAGAGAGAGUGAAAGAAUUGCUGAGUAUGUAAAAAGAGAAAAAUUCAGUAAAAUAUGAACUAAGACAAUGAUCAAUGAUGAAAGACUUUGCAUUAAUUUGAGUCCAAGUCAUACAUAUCCUGUUUCAUAACAAGGCCUGCUGGGCUGAGCUAGACUUACUCUUUUUACACCAAUGGCUGACUUAGUUUGCUUGUAGCUGUAUGGUAGCAGAGGGUAGAUAAAAGGAACUUGGUUACCUUCCCAUGUACAAAACAAAACAAAAUGGCAAGUGCUGGUUCAGAUGGAAUUGGGUUUACACCCUGGCUAGUAAUACUAACAUAGAUUUUUUUAUUUGGAAGAUAUUAUUUAUAUUGUCUUGUCUUUUAGAUUACUUACAUGUGUCAUAUUUUCCUUGUGAUUUCUGAUAAUCUGAUGUCAUUACAAAAACAGGCUUUUGUCAGUUUUAAGUAUUCCACAAGGUCCAAAACAUCUAAUCCAAAAUGUACAAUAAAUAAUAGCAGUGUGAUGUGUGCUGUUAGUCGAGUUAUUUAGCAUUAAUAACAUUGGUGAACAGAAAUUAGUCUUACAAUUAACUUAUUAUGAACCCUGACAAUGCUCACCAUCAGAUAGAUUGACAAACACUUGUUAUCUAACUGUAGUUAUUAUGAUUAGCCAAUGACCUAAAACCAUGUAUGCACACUGUAAUAGAAUUGAUGCAGCCCUUUUACCACUCAGGGUCACAUACACCAGCAUGGUAGGUGUCAAGUUCCAAUACUGUUUAAGUUUCUUGCUUAUAAAAAAAUGUAUUAUGAGUGGUAAAAUGGCCGGAUAAUGGCUUCAGCAAGCUAAUCUGUUACAAUGCAUUUCAGGGUUUAACCAUUAGGUUUAGAUCAACGGCAUUGCUUUGUGGCUAGUCAUCUUCAAGCAGAACCAGCCAGGGUCUGUUAGUUUCAAAUCAGUGUUGCUGACUGAUAAAAAUAAAGUUACUUUGGAUCACAAGGUGUGGGCGUGAGUGAGAGUAGAAAUAGACUUUAAGUAAUGAAUUCAUGAAUAUAUGGAAGAUAAAAGUGAGAAAAUGCACAACAAAAUUUGCCUAAUAUCACAGGCUAAUAAUGCCCAGGAUUUUCUGUUCACAGCUUUCUAUUUAUCAAGAUGUUGUACAGUAAAUGGUUGGUGCAUAGACCUUACCAAGUUAUUCUGAAAUCUAUAGUUGGUGGUAAAUACAGCAUUUAAUAUAAGUUGAUAAUUUUUGGUGAUCUUGAUUGUACUUCCUUUUUCUGUGACAAUAAUUCUCACUAAAUCACUCUCUUUUUACUGGACAUUUGUAUUUGAAACUUCGGUUUGUAAAGGUAUGGAAAUGAUGGCUUAUUUGGUAUUGUUUAGUUGGUCAUCAACUGCAUGUAUAUGGUGUUUCAUUUUAUCAACGCCAUAUUCAAAUUUUUUAGCCAUGAUGGUAAGACUGUAACUACCAUGUUUCCCUGAAAAUAAGCCCUAGAAUAAUUCAGGAUGCUCAGGCAUAGGCCCUACUCCAAAUAUAAGCCAUAGUUAAGAUCGUCAGCCAGAGGGAUGUCAUUAGUUCAUUGAAACACACGACAGAUUAAAUUAUAAAGUAAUGAUAUUAUAAAAAUGGUAACAUUAUGAGUCUUGAUGAUGUUCCAAAAGAUGAUGAUGUGACUGUAUAAUUAUAAAUGUAGAUUUUUGUAUGUGAAUAUAAAUGUAGCUUUUUGUACAUGAAAAAAAUUAGACAUCCCCUGAAAGUGAGCUCUAACACCUCUUUUAGGAAAACUUAAUAUAAGAACCAAUCAUUUUGGGGUAAACAUAGUAUGAUGCUAGCUUUAGGCAGAAAGUCCUUUCACAGAAUGGCAUUGUUUGGAUAAACAUGCUAAGAAGGAAUGAUAAUAAAUUAAGAUGCUUAUUUAUUUAUGAAUUUAAAAAAAAUCAAAACAUGACUAUCAAGUUAAGAAUUUAAGAAAUUAAAUUGUAGCAUCAAACUAGUAAAUGAAUGUCUGGCUCCAUGGUGAAAAAAGACAACAUUGUUGUAAGUUGAAGUGUCAAUGCAUUGUGAAAAAUGUCAGCUGGGUGCAGGGACAAACUCAUGUUUCUAAAUUACAGCAUCAAAAGACUGAAUGAAUGUCUGGCUCUAUAGUGAAAAAGUUUUGUUGUAGCUAAGUGAGUGUCAAUGCCUUGUGAAAAAUGUCAGCUAUACAAACUGGUACUUUUAAGAUUGGCCAAAAGUUGCAUAAAGAGGUGGGUUGAGGGUAGAAAGAGAAGUGGCAUUUGAAACUGAACCCAUUAAAUAUUAACAAGCACACAAACAAAUCAGAAACCACCAUAUACCUCCAUGUUAUGUAUUAUGCCACUCUUGCAAUAAUCAUGCAUAUCAUGUUAAGUAGCCAUUUUCUAGGUGCAUGUACAUUAAAUCCCUUGCUGAUGCAUACCUCUCUUACACCAGUGUCUUGUGCAGCUGCAUUGUCUUCCUUUUCAACUGGUCCACCGUUCCCAGAUGUAGCUGAUCAUUUAGAGGUAUUAGAUUGUCACAAUUUACCCCUGACAUGCACAAAAUAUCAAACUGUUUGUGGCAGAUUUGUGAUGCAGAAGUCAGGGUUCUCUCUUCAGCCAUUCAAAUGUGCACAAAGAAAACAAAGUAAUGUAAAUAUAUUUACAUGUCUAAAACCAGAAAACUGCAAUUACCUGCUUUGUAAGCCUAUUUGUUAGUACACAAACUGUUUCACUGUCUCAUCUUUGCAUCUGAGCACUGAUAAGUGCAAACUUUUUUCUUUUCUUUUAAACUCAAAGUAUUUGACCUAGUCAUGUCAAAUAGCAACAAAUAUUAAUACUACAACAGUGGAUAGCAUUUUCUCAUACAUUUUGCCUCCCUCAAUCAUCAUCCUUUUUAUGCAUGAGCAUCUGUUCAAAACUAAAAAUUAAUAACUUAUUAAGAAAUUUUUAAAACAGAGAUCAGCUGCGGAAAUUGUAAAUGGUAGAAAACAGUAAUCAAAAGAAAAUAGAUGACAGUAAAAACUAGAAAGCUACUUUUAUUGUCAAAAAUGGGAGGUUUUGAGAUGCUUGAAUUUGGGUUUAUUACUGUUAAACUGGCACAUAUGCUGUUUCCUGGCAACAUCUAUAAUUUUAAAGUACUUUUAAAAAAAAUCAUUAGUUGAAAAUGUCUAUACAGUCACAGAUCAAGUAGUGCCACUGAAUUGUCAUAGAUCAUGCCUACAUUUAAUAAAAAAUACCUUAAUUAUUUCUAAUAACAAUAUUUCCCUUUACCAUCAUAAAAAAUGAAUUUUAAUUAUUAUGCUCUUAUCUUUACAGGUACAUCAUCCUAAUCUUAUUACAUAUUUUAUAAAUUUCUACGAAAUGAGUCCACAUAUUGUCUAAAAAAAUGUAAUGCAUAGCAUAACUUGAAAGCAGAAGUUUUAAGUUUCCACAGUAAACAAAAGCCAAAUGUUCUACAUAUAUAAAUAUUAAUAUAAUUUAAGUCAUGCUUUGCUAAUAUAAUUAUUACACUAGUUUUAUUUUGUUUAUAGGCAUCCAUUACUUACCCUUAUCAACUUAGUUUGAUUUUGCUUUGAUAUAACAUCAGCUAGAAUACAUGGUAUAAAAACUUCUUUUUUGAAUCUGCUAUUCAUUGGUCAAACAGAUUUUCACUACGUUCUUUGGAAUCCUAAAAGAGAUACUAUUUUAAUAGUCGAUGCCUCCUAAGAAAUGUUUGCAUAAACAAUUUCUACGAGAGCUUACCUUUGUUUUGUAGUUGUAAUUACUACAAAGGACAUAAAUUAAAAGGGUAAGUCUGUUCUUUUUGUGAAAUGCCUGUGCGAGCUUGAGUAAAUGGGGAACAAGACUUUAAUGUACAGUAUGUCAUUUACACAGUUAACGCAUAAAGGAUUAAUGUUUACCUUCUGUUUUGUUCUCUAUUUACCACUUUAACAAUUAAAAGCCACAUAUGCUUAAAGUUCUCAAUGAGAUAAAGUUAAAAGGCCUUGUUAAGGACAUAAAACUUUUGCCAUUUCUUGCUAUAAAUGCAUGUUUGUGCAUGUGAGUAAUUGUCUGUGCGUGCAUGCAUCAGUGGUUAAAAAUAAAUACAAUCUAAUCAUAUAUAUUUUAUAAUCCAUUAAAUACAAUUAUCCCCCCAGCUAAAAAAUAAAAAACAGCAAAACAACAAAUGAAAAAACCUGGUACAUUAUAUUGGAUCAUUCAUUAAACUGGAUGCUUUACUCUGAAGUAUUUUGCACAUAGUUGGAACCGGGCAAGCUCCAAAAUUUUCAAUAGAGAUUAAAAUGUGAAAGUCCCA
This is a messenger RNA of Pomacea canaliculata, 7397 nucleotides long. RefSeq names its product anosmin-1-like. Gene Ontology annotation, cellular component: extracellular region; cell surface. Gene Ontology annotation, biological process: neuron differentiation. Gene Ontology annotation, molecular function: protein binding; peptidase inhibitor activity. The coding region runs from base 486 to 2870 and encodes 794 amino acids. The record is from RefSeq and is a predicted model, not a curated record. Lineage: Eukaryota; Metazoa; Mollusca; Gastropoda; Architaenioglossa; Ampullariidae. The transcript is spliced from 16 exons.